This is a messenger RNA of Eleginops maclovinus (Patagonian blennie), 2653 nucleotides long. It is a transcript of the gene tnnt2c, whose product is annotated as troponin T2c, cardiac. NCBI's taxonomy places the organism in Eukaryota, Metazoa, Chordata, Actinopteri, Perciformes, Eleginopidae. The coding region runs from base 685 to 1521 and encodes 278 amino acids. Gene Ontology annotation, molecular function: troponin I binding; troponin C binding; tropomyosin binding. Gene Ontology annotation, biological process: regulation of muscle contraction; cardiac muscle contraction; sarcomere organization. Gene Ontology annotation, cellular component: troponin complex. The transcript is spliced from 2 exons. The record is from RefSeq and is a predicted model, not a curated record.
UGCUCGAUUUUUUUCAGUUUGUAGGAACUUUUUUGGUUGAAAUUCGAUCACCUGUAGCUAGCUUUCAGCGUUUUCUUUCGGAUCUCCUAAGUACUUGCAUUGUUCCAGCUGACAGUAAUUAAACCGACCAGACAUGGACCCAGCAGACUCAAUUGGCUAACUGGGAUAGCUGCAAAUUCUCUCCUGGCUUCUGCAACCAAAUGUAAGUUUGCAUGUGGUUUUGAUCGAUUCCACAUCGGUCUCCGGUCAACAACAGGGGCUCAGAAGACCUCUCAAGUAUGACUGUUAUUUGUUCCUGGGGAUACUUAGUGUUGCAUUGUGGGCCUGGAAAGCACAAGUGUGUGUGUGCGCAUCUGUUGUGUAUCUGAAAUAGUCCCUCAUCUUGUCCUUACAAAGGAAUGAGGAGGCGCUGUAGGGUCAGAGUAGAGUGCGGGGGGUGGGGGGGGAGUAAGGGUGAAGUUCGGUGAGGAGAAAAUAGACCCUUCCAUCUGUCUCAAAAUCCGCCCUGCUCCUGACCCACACUCUGGAGACUUUGGUCCCUCUGAUGUCACAUGUUGAAGGCAAACCUUUAAAACCCCCCGCUCUGCACGCCCGAGACUCCACUCAUCUCCUGUGUGCACAACACCAGCUGGUCUUGGUGUUCAUCCUGCUUUCUCUUCCCUGGAAAACCUCCCACGUACCAUCAUGUCAGACAGCGAGGAGAUUGUGGAGGACUAUGAGCAAGAGGAGGAGGAGGAGGUGAAUGACGAGGUUGAAGAGGAGCAGCAGCAGCAGGAGGAUGAUGAAGCUGCAGAGAAGGAAGAGAAGCCUGCAGAGGAAAAUGAGCAAGAGGAGGACUCCAAAUGGCGUCCCAAGACAACCUAUGUUCCAAAUAUCGCUCCUCCAAAACUCCCUGAUGGUGAGAAGGUGGAUUUUGACGACCUUCAUCGCAAGAGAUUAGAAAAAGACUUCAACGACCUGCAGACCCUCAUCGAGUCCCAUUUCUCCACCCGCCAGAAGGAGGAAGAAGAGCUAAUCCACCUUCGUAGCCGUAUCGAGCAUCGUCGUUCAGACAGAGCGGAGCAACAGCGCGUGCGCUCCGAGCAGGACCGCGAGCGGCAAGCACGCCUGGCCGAGGAGAGGGCGAGGCGCGAGGAGGAGGCAGCCAAACUGCGCGCCGACGAGGAGGCCAAGAAGAAGAAGAUCUUUACCAACAAGUCCUUUGGCGGCUACCUGCAGAAGGUGGACCAGAAAAAGGGCAAGAAGCUGACAGCACGGGAGGAGAAGAAGAAGGCCCUGAUGGAGCGCCGGAAGCCGCUCAACAUCGACCACCUGAACCAGGAGAAGCUGGCGGAGAAGGCGCAGGACCUGUGGCAGUGGCUCCACCAGCUCCACGCAGAGAAGUUCGAGCUUGCUGAGAAGCUGAAGAAGCAGAAAUAUGAAAUAUCGGUGCUGAGGAACCGAGUGAGCGAUCACCAGAGGGGCUCCAAAGCAUCCAAGACCUCCCGCAGUGCCAAAGGCAAGUCUGGAUCCUGGAAGUAGACUACAACUGGACUGUCUGGACUAUUUGUCGCCUAUUUGCGUCCUGUAUCAUAAAAUCUCUCUGAGGGAUUGUGUGGAUUUGAUGGGGGAACUCGUACUGAAGUACAUGAAGUUAACCAAGCCUUGAAUGAUGAACAAAUAUCUGAUUGUUCUAACUUUAUGAUGCUUCAUUAAAUCUGAUUGAAUGUGGUGGUGUUGAUUUCACUACUCGUAGUAUGCAGGGCUUACUGGUCUGAUCUUCAGAAGUUUCCUAUUUUGACCUAUGCAGUUGUUAAAGAUUAUUUUUAUCCACAUAAAAAGUUUCCAUAAGAUAUUCUAUAAUCCAUUUCAUAAACAAAGUACAUGCAACAUAACCCAAGACACCUAUGUCACUGUUAUUUGACAAAGUUGGCCCUUAAGGUAGAAUUGUUAGCUUGAAUGACAGUUAGUGUUUUUGUAGCUCUAGCUGUGUGGGUGAGGGUGUGAAAAGAUGGAACAGUUGUUGCACAGCUGACUUUUUUAGGAUCUAAUUUAGUCUCUGAAGCUCAGGACUAGCGGUGCAGGUUUUUUAGAAAAACCCAACUGCUGACUGACGGGUCAAACCCCUGACCCCCAGACUCUGCAGAGCGGAAGGAACUUCUGAGGAGUGUUGUCGUAAAAGACCCUUGUCCCUUUGCAAUAAAAGACCCCACAGAUUUUACAGCUUUUAAGUGAAACGGCUUUCAGGUAAUUCUUUGACCUCUAACUUGGCGUCAGCUGGAUAAUUAAUAUGGACCAAAGUGACCUAUAAACUAAAGGAGGAAGUGUAACAGGCUUUUUAUCCACUCUUCUGCACAAUGUUUAAUGAUUCUCUGGCAGGUAAAGGUAUUAAAAAUACUCAUAUUUGGUUUUAUUCAGUCCCUUUUUAAGUAUUCUGCAACACCUGAAAUUACAAAUGUACAAAUAUUGUGUUAAUCAGAUCAUCAUCAAUCAGUUUUAUAAAAUGUAAAUACAGUAUAUUGGCAGAAAUCUCUUUACAUUUCUAUCAAAUAUUUCAUCUUUUUAAAACUUUCUGGACCUUUUUCCUUUUUCAGAAUCACAACUUUCAUAACAUUUUUUUUUCAACAAAUGAUCAACAUCUUUGAACAUUAAAAAGCAUGUAGCAAAUUAAUAC